GUGUCUUCGCCCUGUCAAAGUUCAAAGGAGAUGAUUACUGCUGGAUUAAACAUGAGCGAAAAUAACAGCCUCUGUGACAACAUUCCCAAACUUUGCCUGCUUGAGACACAGUUCUGGCCUCCAAAAGCGAGGCCAGGAGAGGAAGGAUACGGCGGGGCUGGUGUUACCAUAAACAGAAGUUUGCUCACGGAAAGAGAGAAGAUAAUCUAUGACAACGGACUGAAUACUUACACCGUUAAUCAGAUGGCCAGUGACAGGAUUUCCUUGAGAAGAAAGAUAGCCUUCGAUAUUCCAGAAUGCAAGAACCUAACAUACGAUACGACAGCCCUGCCUACAGCGGGAAUAGUUCUAGUCUUCGUAGAUGAAAUGUGGUCAGCGCUGAUGAGAACAGUUUUCAGUAUUCUUGAUGCUGGUCCCAUAGAGCUGAUCUCUGAGAUUAUCCUUGUCGACGACGCUUCCCAGAAAGACCACCUUGGUCAGCCUCUAGAUGACUACAUUAGGAUCUUUAAUGGUAAAGUCAAAGUAGUUCGCUUACCAGAGAGAAAAGGUCUGAUAGCAGCACGAUUAGCUGGAUUUGAGCACGUGACAGGAGAAGUGGUUAUUUACCUCGAUGCCCAUAUGGAAGUUAACAAAGGUUGGCUGGAGCCUUUGUUACACAGAAUAAAACAAGAUGAUACCGUCAUAGCCAUCCCACAUAUUGACCCAAUUAAACACGAAACAUUUGAGUUUGUAUUCACUCCAAGCAAAUACAUUGCGAGGUGUGGUAUUCAGCUGAGCUUGGUGUUCUCAUGGAUUCCAGUACCUGGGGAAUGGAAAAACCAAAGAAGUCCAGUCGACCCAAUCAAAACGCCCGCUCACUCGGGAUGUUGCCUUGCUACAUACAAACGGAACUUCGAGAGACUUGGCAAGUAUGAUCCAGGACUUGAAAUGUGGGGUUGUGAAAACACUGAACUAUCCUUGAGGGCCUGGAUGUGUGGGGGUCGGAUGGAAAUAAUCCCCUGUUCACAUGUCGGACACUUGUACAGGCCGCGUUUUCCAUACACAUUUGGUAAAACGCAGUAUGUGUUUCAAAAAAACUGUCUCCGGGUCGCAGAGGUGUGGAUGGAUCAAUAUAAAGUCUUUUUUCACCAUAGGAUUUCCGCUGCAAUGGAUAAAAUAAGUUUUGGAGACGUCAGUGAGAGGAAAGCGCUCAAAGAAAAGCUAAAAUGCCGUUCGUUCGACUGGUUUAUUAAAGAGAUCUUCCCUGAAAUCUACAUUCCUUUCAAUACGACAGCAAUAGGCAAA
Candidula unifasciata is the source of this 1284-nucleotide messenger RNA. The record is from the annotation of a GenBank genome assembly. Lineage: Eukaryota; Metazoa; Mollusca; Gastropoda; Stylommatophora; Geomitridae.